Messenger RNA from Electrophorus electricus (electric eel), 2325 nucleotides. It is a transcript of the gene ppp1caa, whose product is annotated as protein phosphatase 1, catalytic subunit, alpha isozyme a. Gene Ontology annotation, molecular function: protein serine/threonine phosphatase activity. Gene Ontology annotation, cellular component: cytoplasm; nucleus. Lineage: Eukaryota; Metazoa; Chordata; Actinopteri; Gymnotiformes; Gymnotidae. The record is from RefSeq and is a predicted model, not a curated record.
UUUUUUUAAAGUUCCGCGGAGGAGCAGGGACGGGGUCCUUUAAGCGCGCAGAAAAGGGAGAAUAACAAGUGUUUACAUGUGUCCAGUCAUAAGCAGGUUCGAGAUAACAGAGGAGAAUUACAGCUGUUAAGUUUUUUGUAUUAUAUUAUCGUUUUAUUGUAAUACGGGUAGCUAAAAGCUAGCACCACCAAGCUAACGGCUGUGUAGCUAGCUAAAUCUUAGCAGUCGGCUAGCCAGCUACGUAUCGAUAGCAACCUAGCGGAUAACCAAACGACAAAGGAAAUAUAGCCAACAAGCUCAGAUUUCGAUAAAGAUAUCUUUUUUUUACAAGUUGCCCAUUUGGGUUGGGGCCUUAUAUAUAUUUUUUGCUUCAUCGUAACGAUUAUUCAAGACGAAAUACCUGACCUGCUUGAAUAAACGGCAAAAAAUAAAAUAAAAUGGCGGAACCGGACAAAUUAAACAUCGACUCCAUAAUACAGCGUCUGUUGGAAGUUAAGGGCUCCAGGCCAGGCAAGAAUGUUCAGCUGACAGAGAAUGAGAUCCGCGGCCUCUGCCUCAAGUCCCGGGAAAUCUUCCUCAGCCAGCCAAUCCUACUGGAGCUCGAGGCACCACUCAAGAUUUGCGGUGAUGUCCACGGGCAGUACUACGACCUGCUGCGGCUGUUCGAGUACGGCGGCUUCCCUCCCGAGAGUAACUACCUGUUCCUGGGGGACUACGUGGACCGAGGAAAACAGUCCCUGGAGACCAUUUGUCUCCUGCUGGCCUACAAGGUCAAAUACCCCGAGAACUUCUUCCUGCUCCGUGGCAACCAUGAGUGUGCCUCCAUAAACCGCAUCUACGGCUUCUACGACGAGUGUAAAAGGCGGUAUAACAUUAAGCUGUGGAAGACUUUCACAGACUGCUUCAACUGCUUACCUGUGGCGGCCAUUGUAGACGAGAAGAUCUUCUGUUGCCAUGGAGGCCUCUCUCCAGACCUGCAGUCCAUGGAGCAGGUGCGUCGCGUGAUGCGGCCCACAGACGUGCCUGACCAGGGCCUGCUGUGUGACCUGCUGUGGGCCGACCCCGACAAGGAUGUGCUGGGCUGGGGCGAGAACGACCGUGGCGUCUCCUUCACCUUCGGCGCAGACGUGGUGGCAAAGUUCCUGCACAAGCACGAUAUGGACCUCAUCUGCAGAGCGCACCAGGUUGUGGAGGACGGCUAUGAGUUUUUUGCUAAGAGACAGCUGGUCACUCUGUUCUCUGCGCCGAACUACUGUGGGGAGUUUGACAACGCCGGGGCCAUGAUGAGCGUGGACGAGACGCUCAUGUGCUCCUUCCAGAUCCUCAAGCCUGCUGACAAGAAGCUGUACUCGUACGGAGGAGGAGGCGGAAUGGGCUCAGGGCGUCCGGUCACCCCACCACGGAAUUCAGCCAAGGGAGGGAAAGCCAAGAAAUAACACCCACUGGACUACCCCCCCCCCCAACCUCCUGUUUCCCCAUCCCUUUAAACCCUAUACCACUCUCUACCUCCCUGCUUCUAUCCCUCUGUCACCCAACAGCAACAAAGCGAAACAGUACCCAGGGUUAAAGUCCUUUCUCUUUGUCUGUCUUUUAUCCUUUUCCUUUAUUGUGGGUGGGUGUGUGUGCGCGCGCAUGCGCAAAACAUUGAUGUGAAUGAGCGCCUGUAAGGUUUAUUAUAAUGUGUGCGCUGUCCUUUCGCUCCUCUGAACCCUGCCGAGACGCACACAGAGGGAGAGAGCGAGACGACGUGUCUCUGCCCUGUUGAUGCCCAGCUGGGCGGUGGUGAACGUGGUCAGGGAGGGGGAGGAUGAGUGAGCAGGGAUGGAGAGAGAAGCCUGGGUAGCUCCAGCACCUUCUAUACCCGCCCUUGGACUGUUUCUAAAGCUGAACACGUGACUGCACAUCUUGUAUUAGUUAGAGCCAGUCUGAUUGUGAACUGUAACACUAACACACACACACAUGCACAGACAUAUGCGCACACACACACACACACAUGCAGACACUUAGACGGGGAAAGUAGCUGAUGUUGGUGGAGAAGGAAGCUGACUCUGGUUUGUGAGUGUGUAGUAACAGUGAGAGAGGGAGGGAGCUCACAGGUGCAUACUUUCAUACUUUCCAUUUAGAAAACCAGUGGUCUGACAAACAAUCAUGUUGAAACUUUAUUUUUCAUAUUCUUUUUAAUUCUUUGAUGGAGUGCGAAGAAAAGCUUUGGACAUUCUUGCUCAUUCGUGUGUGUGGGUUUUUUUGUUUUGUUUUGUUUUUUCCCCCCUUUUUUAGUCUCUUUUUUUGAAAGUCAAUUAUCAAUAAAGAGAACUGUUUAUUUAA